AUGGCGACUUCUACGGCUGCUGCCACUGCUCUGCUCCGCUCCAGCCCGGCAGUUCCAGCCAAGGUAAAGCCGUACAGCAUCAAGCUUAGAACAGGAACCCUCGUGUACUUCCCCACGAGGUUAACUGUCGCGUGUGGUUGGCGCAGCGGAGGUGUCUCCAUGCGGUUGCUGGGCGGACGACGACGAGAAGGAGGGGAGCUGCAGGGGUCAUGCGAGCUUGCUUCAACCCUCUCGGGGACGAGCGCAUCCUCCGAGAAGCCAUCAAGGCGUACUGUUUCAUACUUCACUGUCAUUUGGUUCUCCCAAUCUCAUCAACUUUGGGAAUCAGAAUGCUUUGUGGAAAGGGAGCCAGUAGCAUUCAUGGGUGGUGUGUUUGCUGGCCUCUUGAGGCUUGACCUGAAUGAGGAUCCUCUCAAGGAAUGGAUAACUCGUACAGUGGAGGCUUCUGGAAUAGCUGAGGAAAACAGCUCUGAAGAAUCAAGUGAGGCAGAUCAAAAUGAUGCACCUCAGCAAAUUGAGAUUGAGUGA
This is a messenger RNA of Miscanthus lutarioriparius, 528 nucleotides long. The record is from the annotation of a GenBank genome assembly. NCBI's taxonomy places the organism in Eukaryota, Viridiplantae, Streptophyta, Magnoliopsida, Poales, Poaceae.